This is a messenger RNA of Verticillium dahliae VdLs.17, 1164 nucleotides long. RefSeq names its product PRO41 protein. The record is from RefSeq and is a predicted model, not a curated record. Lineage: Eukaryota; Fungi; Ascomycota; Sordariomycetes; Glomerellales; Plectosphaerellaceae. The coding region runs from base 528 to 965 and encodes 145 amino acids. The transcript has 3 exons.
GGGUCGUGCUCCUCCGACUUCAGACACCCUUCUCUCGUCCGGAGUCUCUCCAUCCCAAUAUAGAGCCGCCCAUUCCCCGCCAACAGACAGGUGACACUUUUGGCCUUCUUCUCUGCCAGCGCUGUGCACUUGCCUAGUCGAUAGCAUUCUUUAAUAUCGGCUCACUUUUUACCGUUUCGACGUUCUCUUCUCCUCCGCAGGUCCGGCACCUCACCUUCCUUUCUUCCACCCGUCUAGGACUCAUUUGCAACUCUCGACCGGGUCGACUUUUCUCUCCUUUUUUUCGGUGUCUUUAUUUGGUUCGGGCUCCGGUUAGCUUUGGCAACGAGGUUUCUUUUGCUUGAUUCGAAUUACCGUCAGACGAAUCGAACUUUCGCCAUUACAUCGCCAGGCCUUCUCGUCAUUUGGGUCUCAAGACAAGCUCGGGAGACGACUGCCGCAAGGACAUCGACGACUUGUCGAUCAGCAAGGAGACGCAGGACAAACCAGAAAGAGACAGGAUUAGAAGGACGGUGUAACCUGGAACCAUGGGUCGCCUCAUCAAGAACCACUGGGCUCGCCUCAUCGUCAUGACAGCAUCAGCCUACCAAGUUGCCGCUGCCAUCGAAGGCUUCUUCUGGCCUAAGAUCUUCUGGGACUUCCUCACCAAGACAUUGGAUCCGGCUGUCAAGCCUAUACCGGCCCUUCAGAUCAUAAAUCUGGUCAUGGGCUUAUUCAUGUUCGCUCUCGAAUGGCCUAUGCCUCUACUUGCCGGCACGGCACUUCACCGCAGCCUCGAGUUCCGUCUCGUCAUGUUGCCUCUUACCACCCUCGCCGCCUCUCUCCUUUACCAGGCGACGAACCCAGCAAUCUACUACCUCACCGCCCUGAUUGUGUACUUCUGGGCUUACAGCGAGGGCGAGAUUAUUUGCGCAAGCCCCUGGUCUCUGCCCCAACGAGCCCGCUCCAGCGGUCCACGCGUAUAACCCACGACAAAACUCAACGACACACAUCGCCAUCACCUUUCCCCCAAAUCCAUGUACUAUAUGCCGCGAUGCCUCGACCUCGCAGGAGAAUCCCAGAGGGACUUUCACCUGGCAGAGAGGCGGAGCCUGUAUAUUCAGCCAACAGACGAGCAAGACAAUUGGUCUGGACGAUCGGCAACCCCAAACAAACAAAGCACAC